This is a messenger RNA of Bipolaris oryzae ATCC 44560, 1248 nucleotides long. RefSeq lists its product as uncharacterized. NCBI's taxonomy places the organism in Eukaryota, Fungi, Ascomycota, Dothideomycetes, Pleosporales, Pleosporaceae. The record is from RefSeq and is a predicted model, not a curated record. Gene Ontology annotation, biological process: peptidyl-L-cysteine S-palmitoylation; protein targeting to membrane. Gene Ontology annotation, cellular component: endoplasmic reticulum palmitoyltransferase complex; extrinsic component of endoplasmic reticulum membrane. The coding region runs from base 1 to 1248 and encodes 415 amino acids. The transcript is spliced from 3 exons.
AUGGACCACAUCACGACGACGACUCCACGCUCGCCCCCCGUUGCUUACCCGCCGCCUCCUGCGUCGCCAGUGCCUGCCCGCUGGUCGCUCACGAACCGCAUCUUCAACAUCAACCUGCGCUCCUUCUACCAGGGCCCCCCGCGCCUGCCUGCCGCCCGCCUCUGGAACCCAGUUAAUUCUUCUCCGCGCGCCCUCCAAACACACAACCCGCCCCCAGCUCCAAUACCCCCGCCCGACGACCAUUACCCGAAUCUGCCUAUCCAAACAGACGCCCCGGCUGCCACAGACGACGUCCGCGACGAGUACCCGCUUCUGACGCUCCCCCAGCAGCGUCUUAGCCGUCAGAGUCCCGUGCCAAGCUCCCUCGCCGUCGAACGCUCCGGUGACAACAGCAUCUCCGCCAGCGCUCGCACCAGCAUCGGCCUGCCUCGUCCUCCACCUCGAAGCCUGCAGUCGCCCAGCUCUGCAAUGCCACCAGAGCCUGUCGCCGCCCAGCAUGCCGACAAGGACGUAGAGGCUGGACGUCCUCAUCAACCGGGCCUGUCGCGCGCCUCGCUGCCCGGUUCCCGACGCUCCUCAAUUGGUUCCAGGCCAUCAGCUUCUGCCGCCGACGAAGAUGAAGACGGCGAUGCAGUCUCCGAGUUUCCCUGGGGGCCCUCGCACCCCUGCUUCCCUCAUCCUAACCCCCAUGUCCCACUCGAUUCGGAGCUGUACAACACGACGCGCAUCAUCCGCAUUAAGCGUGACUGGAUGCUUAAAGGCGACCUCGCCCCGACCUUUGCCAACUUGUAUCCCGAGAUUCUGGAUCCCCUCAUCACCGAGGACGAUUUUCGCAUACUGAUCAAGAAGAUCAACGAUGAUCUUACCGAGGCCUUUGACCCAUUUACCCUCCGCGCUUGUCUUGAUACUGUCAUGGGUGUUGCUACCUUGUGGCUAUGGGAGGAUGCUGGCUUCACAGGUGUCAAGAAAAAACUGGCUCAACUCGAGAGGUGGAUAGAAGACUGGAAUCACAAUGUUGGUGCAAAAGAAGCCGUCAAAAUCAUCCCACUAAGGCGGACCGGCUACCUUACACUUGACAUACAGAUCCCAGAUCCUCAUCUUGGCCCUGAUUCUGGCUCGCGGCCCCAGACUCAAGAUGACGGCCACCAUAUCGACUCACCACAACAAACCGACCCAUACCCACCAUACCCUAUCACACCUACACUGCAGGUGAACUCACAACCAGCGACGAUUGGAGCCAAUACCUAA